This is a messenger RNA of Caenorhabditis briggsae, 426 nucleotides long. RefSeq names its product Protein CBR-TTR-41 (gene Cbr-ttr-41). Gene Ontology annotation, cellular component: cell surface. The record is from RefSeq and is a predicted model, not a curated record. NCBI's taxonomy places the organism in Eukaryota, Metazoa, Nematoda, Chromadorea, Rhabditida, Rhabditidae. Bases 1 to 426 code for a protein of 141 amino acids. The transcript is spliced from 2 exons.
AUGAAGUUGGUUCUAUGUGUGCUCCUUCUCAUCGGAGUAGCCGUUGCAAUGCGGAAACAAGGUGUCGCAGUGAAGGGAGUUCUCAAAUGUGGAACUGUUUUUGCAAAUAAUACAAAAGUCAGAAUUGUGGAUAUCGAUACGGGGCCGGAUCCAGACGACACUUUGGAUGAGAAGAGAACUGGCGAGGAUGGCGCAUUUGCAUUGACUGGAUCCACUCAUGAAUUGACUUCCAUUGAUCCUGUUCUCUACAUUUGGCACGAGUGUAAAGAUGAGCAAACUCCUUGCUCCCGCAAGAUCAAAUUCGUCAUCCCGAAGAAAUUCAUUCACGGAGGCACUCCAACCGAUGAGCAAUGGGUCGAUAUUGGCGUUUUGAAUCUGGAAGGAUCCUUCGACAACGAGGGGCGUGAAUGUGUUAAGGAUAAUUAG